Molecule: messenger RNA, 2766 nt
Organism: Leguminivora glycinivorella
Lineage: Eukaryota; Metazoa; Arthropoda; Insecta; Lepidoptera; Tortricidae
Product: mitochondrial nicotinamide adenine dinucleotide transporter SLC25A51
Exons: 3
Coding region: 352-1227 (291 amino acids)
Source: RefSeq, a predicted model, not a curated record
UUCAGCACUGCGCGAACGAGCGCCUCCAAAGUGCUGUAAUUUAGUAUAGUAUUACAAAACAAAACACACUUCAGAAAACUGUACAUUAUUUUCAUACUGUUUGCUCAUCAUCAACAGGGCUUAAUACCUUGAUUAACCGACCCUUAGAUUAUAACUUUCGGUGACGUAAAGUAUGGCAUUGACACUGAGGAAUUAGUAUUUCCUAUUUUACACGUAACGUUUUACAUAAUUAAUUGUUUUUUGAUUUUUUAUUUACGUAUUAACGGUGUCUAGAAGAGUACUUCGAGUAACGAAUACCAUAGUAGGAGUUGCUGAGAUUAGAAUGUAGCUAUGUGAGAAAAGGGAAGAGCAAUGACGGGAGUUCAGCCUGUGGAGACUGCGUGUGAAAGUGGAGAGCCACUGCCUGAUGUCACCCACUGGAAGGAGUUCGUGUGCGGCGGAGGCGCCGCCUUCUGCAACAUCAUCAUUAGCUACCCUCUUAACAAACUCAUAUUUAGACAGAUGAUGCAUGGAGUUGAAACAACUUUUGCCUUAAAUCAACUACAAAAAGAGGGAGCAGCAUAUUUGUAUCGUGGGAUGCUGCCACCUCUGUUGCAGCGCUCUGUGUCCAUGUCCCUCAUGUUUGGAGUGUACAAUGAAGUUCUGCAACCUCAACUAAACUACUGUGUUAAUCCUUAUGUUGCCAAAACAGUAGCAGGCUUGGUGGCUGGCUGUGUAGAAGCAACCCUCAUGCCGUUUGAAAGGAUCCAAACUUUACUAAUCCACCCUAAGUUUCACAAGGAGUUCAAAAAUACAGCACAUGCAACUCGACACAUUGCAGGUAGGUAUGGGAUCAAAGAAUUUUACAGAGGGCUCACUCCCAUAUUAAUGAGAAAUGGUCCCUCAAAUGCUAUGUUUUUUAUAAUACGUGACGAAGUACGGCUACUAUUGCCACCUCAAGAGCAAGUGCUAUAUAAAAGUCUUCAAGACUUCCUGGCGGGCGCAACCAUUGGUGCUUUUCUAAGUACUUUAUUUUAUCCCCUGAAUGUCAUUAAAAUUGCAAUGCAAUGUGAAUUAGGAGGACCUCAUAGAACAGUGGCAUAUGAAUUUAGUUAUAUUUUACGCAAACGUGGCUCUAAAUUUGCGAAUUUCUACCAUGGAGCUCUUCUUAACAUUUCUAGAGCAUUCCUAAGUUGGGGAAUAGUAAAUGCUUCUUAUGAGGUAUUUAGGAAAAUGCUUUAUGCCUAGUCAGCUGAAUGUAUUAUUGUGUGUGCAAUUGUGUGGGAUGUUUAUCAACUUCACAGAAGCUCAACAUAAUUGUAAACAAAUCUGUUGGAAGUUGUUAUAAAUAUGUAGCUUUGUAAUGGUAACAUCAAAUUAUUUUCUAAUAGCAGCAGUUCUUUGUUGUUACUGUGGUUUUGCAUGCAGUUUCUUUUAGCGGUAUUGUGUGAUAGCGUCAAAUAAGACUCACGCAGCUUUUGUUAUGGUCACGGCCACCAGCGGUGGUAUUCCUGCAGGGUAAACAUUCUGCUGCUAAUAGAAACUAAUUUUAAACUUGUGCAAGUUUGAUAUGAAUUGACAGGACUACUGUCAUUUUAUUAUUUUCCUUAAUUUAUUGUAUGUCGUAUUUUAAUCUAAGCAAGACCUUUUGGUGCUGUUAUGUAAAUAUUUAUUAGGUGUGUUAUUGCACAGUUUAUUUUAAGUAGCAAUUUUUUUUAACAAAAGGCAUUUAUGUUGAUAUUAUAUCGUCCGUUAUUGUUAUGCAUAGUAAUAAUUUAUGUACCUAAAUCAAAAAUUAUGUAAAAUAUUGAUAUUGUAGAUCAGUUCCACAAAUGUACAAAUGGGUGAUAUUUAAGCCGUGAACAACAAUUGAAUUUUAAUUGACUGAUAAACUUCGAAAAUGUUUAUUCUUUAAAGGGUCUGAUAUUUUUUACUAAGCUCGUGGGCAGACUGCGUCCGCGCCGUACUUGCUGUUUAGCCGCACAGCUAUCUGUAAUCCAAUUUAACAUUCACAAACCUUUAUAGUAAAGAAUAUUUACUAUAAUCGUCAGCCAAUCUAUCCUUCAUAUUACCCGAGCUUUUGCAUACCUACUUCAAAAUACCUAUUUGGAUGUUUGCGAAAAAAUCGACAAACAUUUUAACGUACCUACUUAUGUAUGUAUUUAUUAUAUCUCCUGAAGUUGUUUUCUAGAUAAUCAACUAGGAACCCUCAUAAUUCGUCUGCCCGUUAUGCUCCGUGAUAGUGCUCAAAUUUGAAACACCCUUACAUGUAAUAAACUAGUGUAUAUGAGAGGAGGAUAUUGUCUGAGGUACCUAUUUGUACUUCAACCUUAUGAUGGGAUGGAAUGAUGUAGGGAUAGAUACGUAUUCUCACUUAGUCGAAUAUAAAGUACACUCGGAUAAGACUCGACUAGGUAUUUAUCGACGUGAAACAGGAAAUCAGAAACGAGUGGCAAAAAAAACACGACCGAAGGGAGUGUUUAAAGGAAGAUUAAUACGAGUUACGAAUACUUUCACACACAUUUUAACUGUACAAAAUAAAUUCGUUGGCGUUGUAAUCACAGACUGACGUUGUAUAUUCACGACUUAAAUUUCAUGUACUUGUACAUUAAAUGGCCAUUCCAAAUACCUACCAUAUAUUACUACCGGGCAGCGCACCGCUGGCGCUGCCCUGCCGGCUUCGGGCUUAUUACUUUGCUGAUAGUUAAGACGCUACAGGAGCGAAAAUGCCAAAAUGGAAAGGACCCCCCCCCCCCUUUCAAUUUGGGAACUCUAGUUUAAUAUACU